Molecule: messenger RNA, 819 nt
Organism: Ylistrum balloti
Lineage: Eukaryota; Metazoa; Mollusca; Bivalvia; Pectinida; Pectinidae
Product: protein AMN1 homolog
Exons: 7
Coding region: 1-792 (263 amino acids)
Biological process (GO): SCF-dependent proteasomal ubiquitin-dependent protein catabolic process
Cellular component (GO): SCF ubiquitin ligase complex
Molecular function (GO): protein binding
Source: RefSeq, a predicted model, not a curated record
AUGGCGGCAUUUUGCAUUUAUGGAAAAGUCACAACACUACUUGAUGGGUGUGUACAAUGUCUGGUAUGUAACCUGUCUACCUCAAUGGAAGGUAUAGAGAUGUUACCUGGAAACCUCAAGGACAAAUGUCUCUAUUUAAUGUCAAAAAGAGGCUUUGUCUCUGACACAAAUAUAUCAAAGGUUUUACACGAGAAGUUGAAAGUGCUAGACCUGAGUGAAUGUGAUGUUACAGAUACUGGAUUGCAACAUCUUUCAAAAUGUCCACAAUUAAAGAAAUUAGAUCUCAACUCGGCAAAAGUGUCCCGCAGUAAUAUAUCAACAGAAGGUAUCAUAAAUGUAGCACAUACCUGUACACAGCUACAGACAGUUUACCUGCGCAGGUGUAUCAAUCUGACAGAUGAGGCAGUUAUAGCCCUUUCCACUUCCUGUCCACAACUCCGACUGCUCAAUAUUGGAGGAUGUCACCUACUCACCGACAAGUCACUGCUGGCUCUCGGACAAAACUCACACUACCUCAAAAGUGUCAACUUCUCCAAGACAAAGGUGACAGACAAUGGUGUGAUUGGACUGGUCAUGGGAAGCAGUUCGAAAACAUUGAAGGAGGUGCACAUGGAUGGCUGUGUAAACCUAACAGAUGAAGCUGUUGAAGGGGUGUUACAGUUCUGUCCUCAAAUCUGUAUUCUUCUCUUCCAUGGCUGUCCCAAAAUCACAGAACAAUCAAGACAAGCACUAGAACAGCUGACCAUAGACAGAGCAGCACCUAUGAAACAAGUCACAUGGACUAUUUACUGACCACUGAAAUGAAUAAUUUUAGUGUUU